Messenger RNA from Paramecium tetraurelia, 3219 nucleotides. RefSeq lists its product as uncharacterized. Lineage: Eukaryota; Ciliophora; Oligohymenophorea; Peniculida; Parameciidae. The transcript is spliced from 5 exons. The record is from RefSeq and is a predicted model, not a curated record.
AUGUAAUCAAACUAACUUGAUGGAACUAAAUUUAGGCUAUCGCAACCUGAAUCUUUAAAUAACAAGGUAUAUUUGAAUGAAAAUAAAAAGAACUUGAAGCUUCAAGGGUGGUUAAAAAAGAAAAGCCCAGCAAUUUUAAAAGGAUGGCAGAAAAGAUUUUUUAUGUUGAUAGAAAACGAAGGAUAUAAGUUAGUGUAUUUCGAUGACGAUAAAACUAAUUCGAAGCCAAAAGGUGCUUUUGAAAUAUCAAAUAAAAUUGAUAUAGAAUAAGCAGGAGAGGAAGAGUUUACAAUUAUAUUUCCAGGUAGAAAUUUAGAAUUGAAAGCAAAAAGCGGAGAUGAAAGAAAGAAAUGGGUAGAAACAAUUGAAUUUUGUAAAAGCAUUGGGAAGAACUCAUAGAGAAAGUAUUUGAGCGUUGAUUUGAUUGAAAAUGACAUUUCAAAAUCAAAAGGUUCUACUCAUAAGAAAGUGGACUUAUAAACAACUCAAAUAGUUUAAAUAGAGAAAGAGAAAAUUGAGAAUUAAAAGUUCCAAGGUCAUAGGGACAUCCAAAAAAAGUCAAUAAUUCUACCCUCUUAGUUUGAGGAUAGUCAGAUUUUGGAAGUUCUUGGACUACAGUAAUUAAAUUAGAAUUCGAUGUUGAAAUCUAGAACGAUAUUUGGGACUCUGAGUAAGAGAAGUAAAACAAAAAUGAAGAACUACAAGCUAAAAUGGUUUAUCCUUAUCUCAGCUAAACCACUUUUUCCAGAGAUUUAAGAUGAUGAGGAGAUUUUAUAAUAAUAAGAUAUCACUCUCGAAUUAGAUACACUUGUUUACAUUAAUUAAAAAAUGAAUGACAAAUUGAUCAAAAGAAAUGUUUACAUUAAGCUUCAGAAUUGUAAGGAAAUAAUUAUUAAAAAUAUGCAAAAGUCUUCUGAUCAUGGAUUUAUAUUUAAAUUGAAUAUGGGAGAUAAAAUUUAUAGUUUAAUGGCAAAUACUGAAAAUGAUAGAAUGAAAUGGUAGCAAGCAUUAAAUUAAUCAAUGAAUACUUGUAAGGAAAUAAAUAACAAAUUGAAUCUUAAUAUUUUAAAGAAUAUCAAUCCAGUCAUAAGGAUAUACGAUAUGGAAUCAAGCUUACCAAUUAGGAGACAAAAAAUUAAAGAGAAACUUUAGAAUGAUAUAUAAAGAAUAGAGUUAGAGCAGAGUAUAAAUGAUUAGAACAGGUACUUAAAUCUUUAAGAUUUGCUUUGCUGUUUGAUGAUAAUAAGUUAAGAUAUGAUAAAGUCAAUUGAGGCAUGUUUAGUAAAGGAUCCGCAAAGAUAAGAUAUAAUUCAAGAAUACAUCGAGAUACAUCAUGAGAAAAUAUGUUUAAAUAUCAGUGAAUAUUGGAAUAUCAAUAACAAAUAUCUCAGUCUUAAUGAGAUAAAGGAAUUAGCUUCUUGGCUCUCCGAUUACUAAUAAAUCAUCAUCAAUUAUAUUAAGGAUGAUCGUAUUAAAUAAGGAAUCAAUACAUUGUUAUAGAUAUACAUAAACAGAUGGAAAAUUUAGUCAGAAAAGAAAAUCAUUGCAUAAUUCGAAUAGAGUUAAACAAUUUAGGCAAAAAACACAACAAAAACUGCUUGUGUUUUGGAAUUAUUUGAUAUAGUUUAGGAAAUAGAGAUGCUAAUCACCCAAAAGUUAAAACCAUAUCUUAAGAAUAAAGAGUUACUUAAGGUUAUUAAGAGUAUUUUGUGGCAUUAUUUGGAGUAAUUAUAUGAUUCAGUUGAGGAACAACCUGAAAAUUUGGAGUUUUUGAUUGGAGUUUGUAAUGAUGUUGAGAUUGUUAGGGAAAUAGCUAAUAGAAUAGAGUCGAUUGCUGAAAUGCUGUAAGAGAAUAAGAAAUAAGAAAAGACUAAAUAAAAAAUAAUGCAGAAAUAUAAUGAAGUCUUAGAAAUUGUGGAGUAAUAGAUUUAUAAUAUAUCAUCAAAUGAGUUGACUUAAUAAUUCUAAGUAUCUCUUCUUGAUUUAGAAAUCAGGUCAGGAGUUCUCGAAGUAUUUGAAGAGAAUGUAUAAUUGAUUAAAUUAACUGAAUAAACUUAGUAAUCUCUAUUAGAUAAAUUGAUUUCAACAUUUAAUUAUCACUAUUUCAAUAUAUUUUUGAAUGAAUUGGAUAAGAUAAAUAGCUACAAGCGAAAGUAAAUAGAGUCAAAAAUUAAGUAAGACAAGUAAGUUGUAAGUGAAUUUCUUAAAUAAUAUCAUUGUUCUAAUAUAAAAAUGGAUAACUUUGAUUUAAUGAUCCAACUCUUAAAUUGUGAGAAGGAUUCAGAAUAUGUUCAAGCCUUUAGAGGGUUGAAAUACUAAUUUGGGAGAUGUUUCACUGUAAAUACUGUGAAGGUGAUUAUUGGUCAUUUGAGAGUAAGGAAAUCAGAAGUGAACUAGAGUAGUCUAGAACAAUUCGACUAGUUAAUUAGGAGCAUUGAUGAUGAAUAAGACAAUGGUGAGUCAACUCAAGAUCUGAAAAGUCAAUUAAUGGAGUUUGGAUAAAAUCAAUUGGAGCCUCUAGUUUUACAGAAGUAGGAUUCCAACUCAAGUCGCACUUCAAGAACUAGUAUGAGUAAGAGCAAAGUGAACAUCGAGGAAUUAAUUUCUAAAUCAUAGGCUUAAUCAGUUUAAUUUGAUAAUACUAGCAUUACAGAAGGGUAUGUGUAUAAGAAGAAGGCCAAACAAUAGAAAUUAGUAACAAAGUGGGAUCACAGAUAUGUUAGAAUCAGGAAAGGAUAUAUAUAUUGGUAUGUGGAUGAGAAAUCCUGGAAAUGCUAGAAUAAGCUGAAUGUGUAGGACAUAUUAGAGGUUGAGGGGAAAUAGAAUAAGUAGAAUAAGUUUAUAUUGAAGAUGAGAGGUGGCAAGAUCUAUGAAUUCAAGGUGGAUACAGUGGAGGAAAGGAAUAUGUGGAUGAAUGGAAUAACUAAUGAGAAGAGAUAAUAGGAAGAUGUUGUAAACAGCAAGAUUGAGGCUUAGUAAGUGUAGACAAGCUAAUUAAAUAUUCUGAUUAAAAAUUAUGAUGAAGAAAUAAUUACUAACAAAACUACUAAUAAUAAUAUUAAUAAUAAUAACAAAUUUAACAAUUAAUAAAGAAAAACAACAUUAAUAAUCCAAUAAAAAGAAUACCCUUUAGAAUUAGGAUAAACAACUUUAAAGAUUAAGAGAACAACUAGUUGCUGGACGUCGUUUAUGGUUUGUUUAGGAUUAAGCAAGGGUUGA